AUGUUAACAUUUACCUUGAGCACUACUCAAAAGAACAAACCUUUAUUACUUCCUAAAGGGUUUUCUUACACUAUCGAUAAAACAACUAUUGAUAAAACUUAUUGGAAAUGUAAACAUGCUCGAAAACUCAAAUGUAAAGGUCAAGUUCAUACUAAUUAUAUUAAUACAAUAUUGUUAUACGAAAAUGAUAAUCAUAAUCAGAGUGGUAAUGCGCUUCCAGCUAAAAUUAGAAUAUUUGGAGAAAAAGUUCGUGAUCGAGCAAUUAAUAGUAAUGAAACUACUCAAGCUGUUAUUGAUAAUUGUCUGACGAAUUUAUCUGAUUAUGCUGUUGCUCGUCUUCAUGAUUUCAAACAUAUUAAUUAUCCGUGA
This is a messenger RNA of Rotaria sp. Silwood1, 369 nucleotides long. NCBI's taxonomy places the organism in Eukaryota, Metazoa, Rotifera, Eurotatoria, Philodinida, Philodinidae. The record is from the annotation of a GenBank genome assembly.